CAGCUAGGAGGCAGACCCAAGGUGGUCCUUACUUAGGAAGACCCCAAUUUGUGGGAAUUGUGUACAUGCAACACCUGCGUGUCCUUUGGGUGGUAUACCAGCCAGGUCACCCUGAAUUAAGCCCGUCCCCAUUCUGCAACAGGGCACCUGGAAUGGGCUGUGUGUUUUGCAAGAAGUUGGAGCCUGCAUCCAAGGAGGAUGUUGGCCUGGAAGGGGACUUCAGGAGCCAAGCGCCUGAAGAACGAUAUUAUCCUGACCCGACUCAAGGCCAAGGCCGGUCGCAGACCUUCUCUCCUCAGCCUACCAGCCCAGCUUUCCUUAGUGCUGGCACCAUGAGGUGCAUCUCAGGGACUGGAGUGACCAUGUUCGUCGCCCUGUAUGACUAUGAGGCCAGGACAAGGGAUGACUUAUCCUUCAUCAAAGGCGAGAAGUUCCACAUCCUGAACAAUACUGAAGGAGACUGGUGGGAGGCUCGGUCCCUGAGCUCCGGACACACUGGCUACAUUCCCAGCAACUAUGUGGCUCCUGUGGAUUCCAUCCAGGCUGAAGAGUGGUACUUUGGAAAGAUCAGCAGGAAGGAUGCAGAGAGGCAGCUUCUCUCAGCUGGCAACCCUCAGGGGGCCUUCCUCAUUCGGGAGAGUGAAACAACCAAAGGUGCCUACUCCCUGUCCAUCCGUGACUGGGACCAGAACAGAGGUGACCACAUAAAGCAUUAUAAGAUCCGAAAGCUGGAUACCGGUGGCUACUACAUCACUACACGGGCCCAGUUCGAAUCCGUGCAGGACCUGGUGCGGCACUACAUGGAAGUGAAUGAUGGUCUGUGCUACUUGCUCACGGCGCCCUGUACCACCAUGAAGCCCCAGACGCUGGGCCUGGCCAAGGAUGCCUGGGAGAUCAACCGCAGCUCCAUAGCGCUUGAACGCAGGCUGGGCACCGGCUGCUUUGGAGACGUGUGGCUGGGCACGUGGAACUGCAGCACAAAGGUGGCGGUGAAGACGCUGAAGCCCGGCACCAUGUCCCCGAAGGCCUUCCUGGAGGAGGCACAGAUCAUGAAGCUGCUGAGGCACGACAAGCUGGUGCAGCUGUACGCGGUGGUGUCGGAGGAGCCCAUUUAUAUUGUGACAGAGUUUAUGAGCCACGGUAGCUUGCUGGAUUUCCUAAAGGAUCGAGGACGCCAGAACUUGAGGCUGCCCCAUCUAGUGGACAUGGCCGCCCAGGUAGCUGAGGGCAUGGCCUACAUGGAGCGUAUGAACUACAUCCACCGAGACUUGAGAGCAGCCAACAUCCUGGUGGGGGAACAGCUAAUAUGCAAGAUCGCAGACUUCGGGCUGGCGCGCCUCAUAGAGGAUAAUGAGUACAACCCCCGCCAAGGGACCAAGUUCCCCAUCAAGUGGACAGCCCCAGAGGCCGCCCUCUUUGGCAGAUUCACUGUCAAGUCAGAUGUGUGGUCCUUUGGGAUUCUGCUCACUGAACUGAUCACCAAGGGCCGAGUUCCUUACCCAGGCAUGAACAACCGGGAAGUGUUGGAACAGGUAGAGCAUGGCUACCACAUGCCGUGCCCUCCGGGCUGCCCAGCGUCCCUGUAUGAAGUCAUGGAGCAGACCUGGCGCCUGGAUCCAGAGGAGAGGCCCACCUUUGAGUACCUACAGUCUUUCCUGGAAGACUAUUUUACCUCCACAGAACCACAGUACCAGCCUGGGGACCAGACAUAGCCCAGCUGGGCAUCAGUGACCUUCUGGGAGUAUCUACUUGCUCUUGCAAACUCCAGGGCUUUCUGUUCCCAGUGCCCCAGACUUGGAACCCUGUGGAAUCUGAGAACUCAAAAAGCUGAAGCCAUUUUAUAGAUGGGGCAAAUGGAGGCUAGGAUCUCAUCUCUUGCCUUCUCUGACCCCAACCACUCCCUCUUCCCUUCUAAAAAUCUAGGGCACCCACUCAUGUUGCAGAUGGAGUGAAUGGAUGCUCAGAACUCAUCUCUCGAACAGUCUGACCGCAGGCACCAUUCUCCCUGUCCCACUAGGCUCCUACAUGCUGUUAGCCUCUCCUUCCAUCUCCUAAAAAUACUCAUACUUUGUCUAGUUAUUUAUAAAACUGUAUUUCCCUUCCUUCACUUAUCUCUUAUUCCUGCUCUCCUACUUCUUGUCAACCUGCUCCAGUCCAGGGUCUAAGAAUUUAAUUACUGUUCUCUGUUCUUUUGGAUUUCUCAAAGUUACAACGGCAGGGAAUGUCUUUGCUUGAUUCGCUUCCUGCAGACUGGAUGCGAAUGGUCCAGGUCCGGGCCUGAGGGAGUGAGCUGAUGAAGGCUCACCACCUCUCUGAAUAAUGUGUAUGUGUUAUUCAUUAUGUAAGUAAGAACAAUGAUGAUGUGAACAUUGAGCCAUGAAAAUUCCCUGAGCCAUCUUUGGGAAGGGACGGUGCUCUACAGGCGGUGAACGGAUAGAUUUGGCGGGCAGUGAGGAGUUCCCUCUUGCCUACUAAGUUCUAGGUACCCAGUGCAUGGAGUUUCACAGUCAGUUUACCAUGAGUUGAGAAACACAGAAAACAGGCAAUUGGAAAUAGAUGAAUGUGGCUUUGAAUCUGUGUACAGUUAACUCAUGUCAGUCAUUUCCCACCCAUCACACACAGGCACACUGGGACAGUGUCUUAGUUAAGGUUUUUAUUGCUGUGA
This is a messenger RNA of Cricetulus griseus (Chinese hamster), 2665 nucleotides long. The record is from RefSeq and is a predicted model, not a curated record. Lineage: Eukaryota; Metazoa; Chordata; Mammalia; Rodentia; Cricetidae.